This is a messenger RNA of Cyphellophora attinorum, 1182 nucleotides long. Its product is annotated as Zinc-type alcohol dehydrogenase-like protein. The transcript has 3 exons. NCBI's taxonomy places the organism in Eukaryota, Fungi, Ascomycota, Eurotiomycetes, Chaetothyriales, Cyphellophoraceae. The record is from RefSeq and is a predicted model, not a curated record. Gene Ontology annotation, molecular function: oxidoreductase activity. The coding region runs from base 1 to 1182 and encodes 393 amino acids.
AUGCCCGUCGAGAUCCUGGAGAAGAUCUUUGACGAAAUCCUGCCAAGUCGCGCCAUGAUCGAAAUCGGCCCUUCUCGAAGGGAUUCUCUUGGACCUAGCGGGCUUUGUCUGAAUUGGUCCCAGUCUCAAGGCUGGAGGGUGCCAGAACUGAUGCUCGUCUCCAAGUCAUUUCGCGAGGCUGUCAGGCUUCAACACAGCACUCCCAUCCCAGCCUUGGGCCCAAACGACUGCCUCAUCCGCGUCCAAGCCGUCUCUCUGAACUACCGUGACAUCGCCACCCCGCUCGGCUUGUAUCCUGGCGCCGGCAAAGAUGGAAUCGUUCCCACUUCAGACGGUGCUGGCACCAUCGUAGCGGUCGGCGACGACGUGAGUGAGUUUCAAGCUGGUGAUCGAGUGUGUAACACAUUCUUCCUCGACUAUCAGGACGGGAUCCCCACUGCAGAGUCCCGAGCAGGAAGUUUGGGUGUGCGGAAUGACGGGCCCUUGAGGCAGUAUGCUGUGUUCCCUACGACGGCUUUGGUCAGCGCACCGAAGCACUUAAAUGCAAGGCAGGCAAGUACAUUGCCUUGUGCGGCGCUGACGGCAUGGAAUGCUUUGAUGGGACUGGGUGGGUGUAGAUUGCAGGCUGGGCAGAGCAUCCUGACGCAGGGGACUGGUGGUGUCAGUCUCUUCGCAAUCCAAUUUGCCUUGGCUCUCGGUGCUACCGUGAUCGCCACCACCUCUUCAGACACCAAAGCCGACCGCCUCCGCGCCCUCGGCGUAAAGCACAUCAUCAACUACCGCACCGACCCCAACUGGGGCGAGACCGCCCGCAAACUCUCCCCUAACGGCCUCGGCGUGCAACACGUCCUCGAGGUCGGCGGCGAAGCCACUAUGGCGCAGUCCUUCAAGGCUGCUGCACUUGGCGGGUGUAUAGACAUUAUUGGGUUUCUCGCGAAAAAGGACGGGGAGCCUAGCAAGGUUAGCUUUUGGGAUGCGUUCACGGGGUUGAAUGUGGUGAGGGGGAUUGGGGUGGGGAAUAGGAAGCAAUUUGGCGAGAUGAAUAAGUUCAUGGAGGAGAAGGGAAUUGCGCCGAUUGUCGAUGAGAGGGUGUUUGGGUUUGGAGAGGCGAGAGAGGCGUAUGAGUAUUUGAAGAAGCAAGAGUUCUUUGGGAAGGUUGUUAUUGAUGUUGCGAAGGAGUAG